This is a messenger RNA of Misgurnus anguillicaudatus (oriental weatherfish), 2590 nucleotides long. It is a transcript of the gene mat1a, whose product is annotated as methionine adenosyltransferase 1A. Lineage: Eukaryota; Metazoa; Chordata; Actinopteri; Cypriniformes; Cobitidae. Gene Ontology annotation, biological process: S-adenosylmethionine biosynthetic process. The record is from RefSeq and is a predicted model, not a curated record. Gene Ontology annotation, molecular function: ATP binding; methionine adenosyltransferase activity.
GAGUGAAUGAGUAAAGCUGUGUGUGUGUGUGUUUUCUUUCUGCCAUAUAUAGGGGCAAACUUGCUUGCAGACACGGUUGUCUGGUUUAUAGUCAGUGUAGUCUUCAAAUCUCUUUUCUUUCAAUCUCUCGUCUAUGUGAAGUCCUAAAGACCCUCAGGACUAUAUAGAGCUCUACGUUCUUGGCCUACUUUUGGAAGCUCAUUUGACCGAUCAUUUACCCCUGGUACUUUUGAAGCUCUGCCGAGUUGCUGACAAGCAUGGAAGAAGCGAAUCAUUUCCAUGAUGAUGGCUCCUUUAUGUUCACUUCUGAGUCUGUGGGAGAAGGGCAUCCAGAUAAAAUUUGUGACCAAAUCAGUGAUGCGGUCCUUGAUGCCCACCUGAAGCAGGAUCCAGAUGCUAAGGUGGCCUGUGAGACAGUUUGUAAGACUGGCAUGGUGCUUCUGUGCGGUGAAAUUACAUCUCGAGCCAACGUGGACUACCAGAAGGUUGUACGUGAUACUAUUAAUCACAUUGGUUACGACAACUCCGAAAAAGGAUUUGACUACAAAACCUGUAAUGUGCUGGUGGCUUUGGAGCAGCAGUCUCCUGAUAUAGCACAGGGUGUCCACAUAGACAGACAUGAGGAAGACAUUGGAGCCGGAGACCAGGGACUCAUGUUUGGUUACGCAACAGAUGAAACAGAGGAGUGUAUGCCACUCACCAUUGUCCUCGCCCACAAACUCAAUGCCAAAAUGGCAGAGCUGCGGAGGGACGGCACGGUUCCGUGGCUCCGCCCAGACUCUAAAACUCAGGUUACUGUGCACUACAAGCAGGAGAAUGGGGCUGUGAUUCCUUUACGUGUUCACACGGUUGUCAUCUCUGUUCAACACGAUGACUACAUUUCAUUGGAGGAGCAGCAACGCAUUCUGAAGGAGAAGGUCAUCAAGUCUGUGGUGCCAGCCAAAUAUCUGGACGAGGAGACCAUCUACCAUCUGCAGCCAAGUGGUCGCUUUGUCAUUGGAGGACCUCAGGGAGAUGCUGGUGUUACAGGUAGGAAAAUCAUUGUGGACACAUACGGUGGAUGGGGAGCUCAUGGUGGUGGAGCUUUCUCUGGUAAGGACUACACCAAAGUGGAUCGCUCUGCUGCCUAUGCUGCACGCUGGGUGGCUAAAUCCCUGGUGAAGGCCAAGCUGUGCAGAAGAGUUUUGGUGCAGGUGUCUUACGCCAUUGGAGUUGCUCACCCUCUCUCAAUCUCCCUCUUCACUUAUGGCUCAUCGAUUAAAACAGAAAAAGAGUUGCUACAGAUUGUCAACAAGAACUUUGACCUCCGACCAGGCGUCAUUGUUAGGGACCUUAAUCUGAAGAGGCCGAUUUACCAGAGUACAGCCUGCUAUGGUCAUUUUGGGCGAUCAGAUUUUCCCUGGGAGAUGGCCAAGAAUCUCAAAUUUUAAAGUGACAGCUUCAUCCCCAAGUCAUUUCUUUGCCUCUGCCUCUAAAACUUUGUUUAAUAAUAAGUUCUCUCUUUUCUUUUAACGCUCCUUGUUUUUUUUUUUUGCUGCUCCUCUCCUGUAUGCUACAUUUUAGAUUAGACCAGUGGUUCUCAAACCCCCCUUAAGGGUGUGUGAGAUAGUGACAGGGGGGCCCUAAAUUAAUGACAUAUAAAAAACACUAAUACAUCAUAAAUUCUGUGCAAUUAAACGUCAGAAAAAUAAGGCUACUAACCUAUAGCAUUACAUUGUAUCAUUCAAAUUCUAAGUUUGAAAUGAAAUGAAAAGUUUAAGAACCACUGGACUAGAAAAAGAUACUGUGAAUGCAAAACUGAGAUUUGCAAGUCUGUCAAGUCUGUAAGGGAUGCCUUAUAAUUUUGUCUAUUUUUCUGAAUAGCUAAAAACGCUAAUAGGCAUCAACACCAAUUACAUAUCUCAGAUUAAUAUUCAAAGACGUUAUAAAUAAGAUAUUUCUAGGUUAAACAUUGUGGCUCUGUGGUGCUAUUGAAACGUUGCUUUGUUUAAACGUUGCAUUUUCUUUCCUUUUAAUCAAAACUGACAGCUUUUAUCUGUUGUUUUUUCUUGUAGCCAUGUACAGAUCAUUUAGCAUAUGUUGUAAAAAACACAGGCAUAUUAUAUUGUGGACCAUUGCAAGCUUUAGGUUUACACACGUUGUGCUUUAAAGAAGCAUAUUCCUUGCAUCGUGUACUUAAGUCUUAAAAGGGUCUAAUGUGAGUGCCUUUUUCUUACAGCAAAAAUACAUUCGCUUUUUAUUCAUCUCUUUAAUAUUGGAUCUUAACAUGAGAAUAAAUAAUGUCUUUUGUUUACAUGUACAGAUCAUCAGUGCUGGUCUUACACAGUAUUUGCCCAUUGGAGAGUGAGCAUGUAUGUGUGUAUGUGUAUGUAUUCUUAACAAAGCAAGCCCAGUUAUUUUGCAUACUUGAUAUAGUAUGUGUGUGUGGUAGCUAUGUGAUCUCAUUUUAGAUGUUUUUGUUGUGUUCUUAGGGGCAUUAAUUCUUAAAAAAAAAAAAACAUUAUUCUUACUCUUUCAGAUUUUCAACUGUUCUUAGAAUUUUAAGAUUUAACAUGUAAAUAAUUGUGAAUAAUUAAAGUGUGAAAAUUUA